GGACCAGGGCGACGCCAUUUUUGUCGCUCAUCCAGAAAGCCCAUCCCCCUGGCUCAUCUUCACCAGGAAACCGUCAGACUUUUCAUUCAAUUCAGUGGGGGGAAGCGCCUGCUGCAUGCACGAAGGCGAAAGAUGGCCUCACCAAGGACAGUAACUAUUGUGGCCCUUUCUUUUGCUCUGGGUUUAUUUUUCGUGUUCAUGGGAACCAUUAAGCUCACUCCGAGACUAAGCAAAGAUGCAUACAGUGAGAUGAAAAGGGCAUACAAGAGCUAUGCCAAGGCAUUGCCAGGCCUGAAAAAGAUAGGGAUCAGCUCAGUCCUGCUUCGUAAGAUCAUUGGCUCUCUGGAGGUGGGCUGUGGUGUGGUGCUCACCCUGGUGCCGGGCAGGCCAAAGGAUGUGGCCAACUUCUUGCUGCUACUGGUCAUGCUGGCUGUCCUGUUCUUCCACCAGCUAGUAGGAGACCCCCUGAAACGGUACGCCCACGCUCUAGUCUUUGGUAUUCUGCUCACCUGCCGACUGCUUAUUGCCCGCCAGAGUGACGACCGGCCGGAGAGAGAGGACAGUAGAGAGGAACAGCACAUCAAUGACCAGGAAAAGAACAAGGUCAAGCAGUCUUAAGAUCCUCUUCUCCUGUGGUCCAAGCUACACCCAAGGGAUUGUGGUGCGCCUCUAUGGAUUGUAGUAGUUCAAAUUUUGAAGGAAACAGUCACUCCCAGUAAUAAAACCCCUCAUGCACAUCUUGUGUCCAUCCAGCUGGCUGACUGAUUACUCUCACCUACUCCUCUGCACUCUUGAUGUGUAGCUGAGAACUCCUGAUGCAUCCACCCUCUACAUAACCAUGGACAAUCAUACCUGUGAAAACUCUGAUGAGCUCAGCUCAUUGUCACAAUAGUCAACCCAUUUUACUAUUUAUUUAAUUGCUACACUGUGUUCAGUGUGUCUGUGUUCUUGUUUUUAAUCAAGUGUAAAUUUCAUUUGCAGUAUGUUACGAGUUGAUUUGAGAAUGCUGUUUUUCAUGAAAGAAUCUUUGUAGCUUGUUUUUCUAAUUUGUUUUUAUACUGUAGGUAGGAGACACUGGUCAUAUGUGAAUUUCAGUAGUCCAAGCAUGUUUCAUUCUGGUCAUGCGUAUAAAACACAAACCAAAAUCAAAAACAAUUUUGAAAGGAUUUUAUACUAAUUAUACAUUAACUAGUAAUACAUAUCCACAUCUUACUUUGGUGCAGUGUUACCAGAAGGCUAUUUUAGAAGAAAAUCUAAUCAAAUCCUGGUUCAUUUUUCCAGCAAUAAUGCAUGAAAUCCUUUGUCCCAGAGUAAAAUAAGCUGAAUAUCUUCUGUCUCCUUUCAGUCCAGUUACCACAGUGAAGUUGUUUACCUGGAAAUGACAGCUGUUGCUGCCUCAGGUGUCUGCUGCUAGCUUGUACAGCAGAAAAUAACUCCAGUCUUUCUGCCUGUUAAAAACAGAAUUUUACCUUUUGUAAUUCAAACUUGAUGUCUUAAACCUAUUAACCAUCUCUCAAAGAUUCCUCUCAUCUCUUUGGUUUUAUUUUUUUCUCUGUGAAGAUAUGAAAAGAAUUCCUAUUACAGUUUUGCUAGGGGAUGAGGUAUCAGUUGAAAAUUCUGUCAGUUUUGAGAUUCACAAUAUUUCUGUAAAUGAUAUACUUAAAAUAAAGAAUUGGAGGUGAGACUGA
Scatophagus argus is the source of this 1688-nucleotide messenger RNA. It is a transcript of the gene tmem35, whose product is annotated as transmembrane protein 35. The record is from RefSeq and is a predicted model, not a curated record. The coding region runs from base 133 to 618 and encodes 161 amino acids. Gene Ontology annotation, molecular function: acetylcholine receptor regulator activity. Gene Ontology annotation, cellular component: endoplasmic reticulum. Gene Ontology annotation, biological process: positive regulation of protein localization to cell surface; chaperone-mediated protein complex assembly. The transcript has 2 exons. Lineage: Eukaryota; Metazoa; Chordata; Actinopteri; Scatophagidae.